Messenger RNA from Angiostrongylus costaricensis, 903 nucleotides. The record is from the annotation of a GenBank genome assembly. NCBI's taxonomy places the organism in Eukaryota, Metazoa, Nematoda, Chromadorea, Rhabditida, Metastrongylidae.
AUGAUGUUUACGUUAUUAUUUAUGUUGUCGAUGUUCACUUCUUGUUAUGUAGAACAAGUGAAUUUCUGUAAAGAAGCCAAAGACUGUCAAACGUGCGCACAAUCGUACACACACAUUUUUGGAUUUCGUGAACAUUGCAGGUGGUGUGUGGAGGCCAGCCUUUGUGUUGGUCCUCUUGCGUGUCCUCUUGGAAAGGCUGUCGUACAACGUUAUCCGUUCAGGUGUCCAACAACAGUUAGUGUUUACAGUCGUUCAUUUCAUGGCUUCAAAAAUUUAACUCGAACCUAUCGAAUCGAAUGUGACAGUUCUGGUAACUUUUGUGUCGGUAUGUUAGCUGUUUCCGACGAGGCCAAAGCUAUCUAUAUUGUGUUCAAAGACACCACGACAAGAAAACAGCUGGCCACAGAACUCCUAAAUGGUCUCGGUGCCCAGUUCGGUGCUUGGGAAAAAUUUGAAAGCAUGGAUGCCGGUGUGAUUUCCUAUUUUCACAAUGCAUUUUACAAAGUCUUCGUCGACACUGGAAUGAAGGACGAAUUCCUUCAGCUGCAGAAAAAAUAUCCAGGAUAUCGAAUAUGGAUAACCGGCUUUUCCUUAGGAGGUUCUUUAGCGUCGAUGGCGUCCGUGUAUUUAGCGAAGAAACAACUUGUCGACAAAAACCUUUUACGAUUGGUUACAUUCGGUGAACCGCGAACGGGAAAUGUCGCAUUUGCAAGGGAUGUCGAAGAAAAUGUUGCGUUCCGUUAUCGAAUAGUGAAGAGAAAUGAUUUUAUAUGUGGCCUUUCUGAUGAUUUUGGUUGCCGAAACACCAUGCUAGCAAUGGAUCCUCUUGAUCAUAUGACCUAUUUCAACAUUGAUCAUACCAACUUCUCCACCCAGCGAUGUCGGCGUGACGUACUUUUUUGA